Molecule: messenger RNA, 5541 nt
Organism: Necator americanus (New World hookworm)
Lineage: Eukaryota; Metazoa; Nematoda; Chromadorea; Rhabditida; Ancylostomatidae
Exons: 47
Coding region: 1-5541 (1846 amino acids)
Biological process (GO): calcium ion transmembrane transport
Cellular component (GO): membrane
Molecular function (GO): calcium channel activity; protein binding
Source: RefSeq, a predicted model, not a curated record
AUGGAAGGAGUCGAAAGACCACCAGGAAUCCUUGCAAAUGCUCUUUGGGAAAUUAAAACUCAACAAAAUGGGAAGGAUCCUCCUCCAUUAUUAUUUCAAAAAAGGACCCGUUCCAUGGAUGGAAGAAGAGGAAUGUUAGCAGUAGGUUUAAAAGAAAUGAAAGCAGCGUUAGAGGAGUUAAAGGCGGACAGGGAAGAAGAAAGCACUCGAAUUGGUAUUUUGGGAUCAGCACUGGAAGAAAUGAAGGAGAUUUCGUGCAGUAAACCUACCAUCGACAUAGUAACUCGUCCAAAAUCAGCAGAUCAAGUGGAACCUAAAGGAAUGAUAGGUCUUCUGUUACAGAACAAGGACGAAGCAGAACUGGAAUAUCUCGGAUUGAAGGCGUUAAUGCUCGACAAUGUGCAAAAAGCCGAUGUGGAAAAACCCGAAGUGGAUAGAAAAACGCCAUCACAAGAAGACACCGCUUCCACCACGCGGAAAAAAAUGUUCGUUCCAAAGAUGAAGUCGAAAGAAAGCGUGUCGAGUAGCGAUGAGACUAAAACACGAGCAUCUCCACCUGAAUCAAAAACUACUUUUACGGAUUCUUCUCCAAGAAUAGGAUCACCUAUUCCACCGAAGACAACUUCUUCACCUGCGAAUGAUAACCUAACGAGCGACUCACAAGAGGAAAAAGUCAAGGAUGGAAAAGAAUCGGAGCCUUCAGAGACACAAGUAGAUCUAUCAAUGGCGGAUCCGCAAACGAAAAUCCUGUACAUGGCCAAGCAUGAGCAAUGGCCAACGAUGGAAGCUGAACUGGACACGGUGAAGAAAAAUGAUUUUUCGCUUGCUGAUCAGAACGGGUUCACAGCACUUUUGCUUGCAGUAAAAGAAGGGAAACGAUCGUUGUUCGAAAAACUUUUAGCCAAAGGAGCAGACAUCAACACUGUAACGAAGGACCAUCGAAAUGCUGCGCAUAUUUGUGCGAUGUACGCUGACAAAGAAAUGUUGGAUGCGAUUAUCGCCAAGAAUCGAGAUCUACUACGACGGGCUGCGGGGCCUCAUCAACAACUCCCCAUACAUUUGGCAUGCGAGCGAAGAUCAAAGAAAACGUUCUUUAUCGUUCGAAGGAUCCUGGAUGAAUAUGAACAACAACGGCUCGAACGAGAUGGGAACGGAUCCAUGCCGAUUCACCUCGCUCUUAAGGUAGGAAAUGUAUCUCUUGCUGAACUGCUCCUAUCACAUCACUCUCAGCAGCAGAGCAACGCAAGAGAUGGUGCUGGUGACACCUUACUGCAUUUGGCGUGCAGAGGCGGCAGCAUGGAAGCAAUUCGAGUCGCAAUUGCUGCCGGAUGCGACGAUGCGAACAUGCAGAAUGCUGUUGGGAGAACACCUUUGCACGAGGUCGCUCACCUGGGCGACGCGAAUCUCCUAAAAGUCAUGUUCAAACUGCAUGCCAAUGCCAAUAUUCUUGACAAGGAUGACAAAACUCCUGUUCACGUGGCGGCAGAACGCGGCUUCACCUCGAUCGUCGAACAGCUGAUUGACAAAUUUGGUGGCUCUAUCAGAGCAAGAACAAGAGACGGCUCCACCCUCCUUCACAUCGCUGCCUCAUCUGGACAUACGAGCACAGCGCUGGCUUUCCUAAAAAGAGGAGUUCCUCUUUUUAUGCCGAACAAGAAGGGUGCCUUGGGUUUGCAUUCAGCAGCAGCAGCUGGCUUCAAUGAAGUUGUGAAGAUGCUCAUAGCCCGAGGAACGAACGUCGACAUACGAACAAGGGACAACUACACAGCACUUCACGUAGCCGUUCAAUCAGGGAAAGCAUCUGUAGUAGAAACGCUGCUAGGAGCUGGAGCAGACAUUCACGUGAAAGGCGGGGAGCUUGGACAAACCGCACUACACAUCGCUGCUUCGCUAAGUGGUCCCGAGUCUCGCGAAUGCGCUAUAAUGCUGCUGAAGUCAGGAGGGCAACCCGAUGUAGCACAGGAAGAUGGCGAGACAUGUCUGCACCUUGCCGCUCGAAAUGGCAAUCGAGAGAUCAUGAGGUUACUGCUAAACGAAAACGCCAACCUCCAGCUGAUGUCGAAGACAGGCGAAACGCCACUGCAUGUGGCCGCAAAGUCCUGCAAUUUCGAGGCUGCCCAGAUGAUUGUGAAUCACAUGGCGCAGAGCCUCAGUCCGGAUGAAAUCCGUAGAUAUGUGAACCAAAGAACAAAUGAUGGCUUCACUGCAGUUCACUAUGCGGCAGAGAUAAGCUCAGAUCAGCUACAUUUUCCUGGUGAAGACGCUAAGCUCAUGAACCUUCUCAUUGAUUACGGAGGACAAGUGGAUUUGCAAUCUCUGAACAGUAACGAAACGGCUAUGCACAUGGCAGCUCGCUCAGGAAAUCAAGCGGUCCUCCUGGCCAUGGUAAACAAAAUCGGAGCAGGCACAGUGCAGAUCGUGCAGAAUAAACAGAGUAAAAACGGCUUGUCCCCACUUCUGGAGGCUUGUUCGCGAGGUCACACUGGAGUGGCGCAGAUCCUUUUACAACAUCACGCACGCAUCGAUGUCUUCGACGAUAACGGACGAACGGCGCUGCAUUUGGCAGCGCUAAACGGGCAUUUACAAAUUGUCCAUCUUCUACUUCAACAUAAGGCAUUCGUAAACAGCAAAUCGAAAACUGGUGAAGCUCCUCUUCAUUUGGCUGCUCAAAAUGGGCAUGUGAGAGUGGUGAACGUACUCGUACAAGACCAUGGAGCCAGUUUGGAAGCAAUUACGCUAGAUAAUCAGACGGCGCUUCAUUUUUCUGCCAGACAUGGACAGCUGGUUGUCAGCCAGACCCUUCUCGCUCUGGGUGCGAAUCCGAAUGCACGUGAUGAUAAGGGGCAAACGCCUCUUCAUCUGGCAGCUGAGAAUGAUUACCCGGAUGUGGUGAAGUUGUUUCUAAAGAUGAAACAGAACAACCGUGGUGUGCUGACCGCAAUUGAUCAUAAUGGUUUCACCUGCGCACAUAUUGCUGCAAUGAAGGGUUCACUGGCAGUGGUAAGGGAGUUGAUGAUGAUUGACAAGGCUAUGGUGAUUCAAGCUAAGACGAAGACGUUGGAGGCUACUACGCUGCACAUGGCUGCCGCUGGAGGACAUGCGAAUAUCGUGAAAAUCCUUCUCGAAAACGGAGCAAAUGCAGAGGACGAGAAUGCUCAUGGUAUGACGGCUCUGCAUCUGGGUGCAAAAAACGGCUUUGUUUCGAUCCUCGAAGCGUUCGACAAAUCCCUUUGGAGAAGGUGUUCGAGAAAGACGGGCUUGAAUGCGCUUCAUAUUGCUGCCUAUUACGGGAACUCAGACUUCGUCAAUGAAAUGUUGAAAAGUGUUCCUGCAUCAAUUCGCUCGGAACCUCCAAUAUACAACCACCACGUCGUCAAAGAGUUUGCCACUGAGUACGGUUUCACUCCUUUACAUCUUGCCGCGCAGUCUGGCCAUGACUCACUUGUCCGAAUGCUCCUCAAUCAAGGGGUACAAGUGGAUGCGACCAGCACCACCAUGAACGUGAUUCCCUUACAUCUGGCAGCUCAGCAAGGGCACAUCGCUGUAGUGGGGAUGCUUCUAUCGCGAUCAACACAACAACAGCAUGCUAAGGAUUGGCGAGGACGAACUCCUCUCCAUCUAGCAGCUAUGAACGGACAUUACGAAAUGGUUUCAUUACUAAUUGCUCAAGGAUCUAAUAUAAAUGUCAUGGAUCAGAACGGCUGGACUGGAAUGCAUUUUGCAACGAAGGCUGGUCAUUUAAACGUAGUCAAAUUGUUUGUUAAGAGUUCAGCCGACGAAUUAGCCGAAACGAAAGAAGGCAAGGUACCGUUGUGCUUUGCUGCCGCUCAUAACCACAUCGAGUGUCUGCGGUUUCUUUUAAAGCAAAAACACGACACACACCAACUUAUGGAGGAUCGUCGAUUCAUAUUCGACCUGAUGGUGUGCGGAAAAGGAACUGACAAUGAACCACUGCAGGAGUUCAUACUUCAAAGUCCGGCCCCUAUAGACACCGCAGUUAAAUUGUCAGCUCUGUAUAGAGACAUGUCGGAAAAGGAGAAGGAACGCGCGAAAGACUUGUCCAAUGUGGCUGUAUUCUCCGAAAACAUGGCUGUGGAACUGCUAGGGAUUACCGCAACGGAAUAUAAUGCUGCGAUACUACUCAAAGCAAAAGACAAUCGAGGACGUCCGUUGUUGGAUGUUCUGAUAGAGAAUGAGCAGAAAGAAGUGGUGUCGUAUGCGUCUGUUCAACGAUAUCUAACGGAAAUCUGGACCGCACGUGUAGACUGGUCUUUCGGUAAAACUGUUGCAUUCACUUUGUUUGUACUAAUUUGUCCACCCGCUUGGUUCUAUUUCUCGCUUCCUUUGGACAGUCGCAUAGGUCGAGCACCAAUCAUCAAAUUCGUCUGUCACAUUGUUUCUCACGUGUAUUUUACUAUUCUAUUAACUGUAGUUGUACUAAAUAUCACUCACAAAAUGUACGAGGUUACAUCAGUGGUGCCUAAUCCUGUAGAGUGGUUACUGCUGCUAUGGCUCAGUGGAAAUUUGGUGUCAGAGUUGUCUAAUGUAGGAGGCGGCUCUGGUUUGGGUAUAGUGAAGGUCCUCAUAUUGGUUCUUUCUGCUGCUGCUAUCGCCGUACAUGUGCUCGCUUUUCUGCUUCCUGCCGUUGUGAUGACCCAUCUUGACAACGACGAAAAGCUGCACUUUGCAAGAACUAUGCUUUAUUUGAAGAACCAGCUUUUUGCAUUUGCUUUACUUUUUGCUUUCGUGGAAUACCUCGACUUCCUUACAGUGCAUCACUUAUUCGGGCCUUGGGCCAUCAUUAUCAGGGAUCUUAUGUACGAUCUUGCUCGUUUUCUUGUUAUUUUGUUGUUAUUUGUUGCGGGUUUUACUUUACAUGUCACAUCUAUAUUUCAGCCAGCAUACCAACCGCUUGAUGAGGAUAGCGCCGAGUUGAUGCGCCUUGCUUCUCCUGAACAAACGCUCGAAAUGCUGUUCUUCUCAUUGUUCGGGCUGGUGGAACCAGACAGUAUGCCACCGCUUCACCUAGUGCCUGAUUUCGCCAAAAUCAUCUUGAAGUUACUGUUUGGUAUUUAUAUGAUGGUCACACUUAUUGUGCUCAUAAAUUUAUUGAUUGCUAUGAUGUCGGAUACAUAUCAAAGGAUUCAAGCUCAAUCUGAUAAGGAGUGGAAGUUUGGACGCGCAAUCUUGAUUCGACAGAUGAACAAACGUAGUGCAACUCCAUCUCCUAUCAAUAUGCUAACUAAGCUCUUCGUCGUCCUCAAAGUGGCGUUUCGGAACCGCUUACGAGUAUGUACUCAAAAAGCUCAGCAAGACUUACGGUUUGAAGAAAACAUCGAUGCGUUUUCGAUGGGUGGAGGUCAUCAAGGUAGAACAAGUCCAACCAUGCGUGAGGAUGGGACAGACAUGCGGGGUGAUGGGGCUGAACUGGGCGCCAGCACCGAUUGGAAUAUAGAAACCGUGAUCGACUGGAAGAGAAUCGUCUCGAUGUAUUACCAAAUGAAUGGGAAGAAGGACGAGCCAGACGAAGUUGAAGACUAA